Centropristis striata (black sea bass) is the source of this 2178-nucleotide messenger RNA. Its product is annotated as death-associated protein kinase 2. Gene Ontology annotation, cellular component: cytoplasm; nucleus. The coding region runs from base 389 to 1474 and encodes 361 amino acids. The transcript is spliced from 12 exons. Lineage: Eukaryota; Metazoa; Chordata; Actinopteri; Perciformes; Serranidae. The record is from RefSeq and is a predicted model, not a curated record. Gene Ontology annotation, biological process: intracellular signal transduction; protein phosphorylation; positive regulation of apoptotic process. Gene Ontology annotation, molecular function: protein serine/threonine kinase activity; ATP binding.
UAAAAAAAAAAAACCUGGAAUGUAUAUGCAGCAGAGGUACACGCCUCUACAUGUCGCUAAACUCAGUUUACGGCGAAUCGGACAUGACAUCAAACUGUGAAUGCGGCUGUUUUCCGCAUUCCACAACCGCCGGUUAUCCUCCGGGCCGCGCACCGCGCAUCACGCAUCACGCACUGUGGGACAUAGAAAAGGAGAGCUGGCAGCAGAGUAUGGGACACACGGUUCAUGGGAACAGCUGACCUGGAAGACAAGCAGUUUCACUGGGUCUAACUCUGGUGUAUGUGGAGUUUGGAGGAGCAUGAAUUCUUUCUCUCUUGGAGUUCGCUGUUAGGCAGAAGUGGACUAACAAAAGACCAGGAGGACUUAAGGAGACGAGAACUGAAGCAACAUGGCAGUCUUCAAACCUGAAAAUGUGGAAGACUUCUAUGAGAUUGGGGAAGUUCUGGGAAGUGGGCAUUUUGCUCAGGUUCGACAGGUUCAUGAGCGAGCCACUGGGACUUGUUGGGCAGGAAAAUUUCUGAAGAUCCGGAAAAACGCAUGCAGCCGUCUGGGCCUGGAGAAGACCAGUGUGGAGCAGGAAGUGGAGAUCCUCCAGGCUCUACAACACCCCAACAUUGUGACCCUCAAAGACGUUUUUGAAAGCCGAGCUGAGGUUGUGCUCAUUCUAGAGCUUGUUAGUGGAGGGGAGUUGUUUGACUUCAUUGCUGAGAAGGAGAACCUGCUGGAGAGUGAGGCUAUUGAGUUCAUGAAGCAGAUCCUGGAGGGACUGGGAUUCAUGCACGGCAAGAACAUUGUCCACUUCGACCUCAAGCCAGAAAACAUCAUGCUAUCAGACAGAGUGACACCACACCCCAACAUCAAACUGAUCGACUUCGGCCUGGCCCACCGUGUUCAUCAGGGGGAGGAAUACAGGAGCUCAAGUGGCACUCCACAGUACAUCGCCCCUGAGGUGAUCAACAGUGAACCUCUGGGUGCAGCAGCAGAUAUGUGGAGCACCGGAGUUAUAACCUACAUACUAUUGAGCGGUUUGUCACCAUUCCAAGGUGAUACUGAUGAAGAGACUCUGAAGAACAUCCUUGUCAUGAACUACGAGUUUCCUCCACAUUAUUUCAACAUGGCAAGCUCCAUGGCCAAAGACUUCAUCCAGAAACUCUUGGUGAAAAACCCCAAUGAUAGAAUGACAGCUGAGGAGUGUCUGCUUCAUCCUUGGAUUAAGCCAAUCACACGCAAACAGUUGGCCAAUAGGAAUCGAUCCUCAAUCAAUAUGAAGAACUUCAAGAAGUUCAACGCCAGAAGGAAAUGGAAGAUGUCCUAUAACAUGGUUUGGAUGUGUAACCGGCUGGCACAUCUGAGAGUGCUGUGUAAGGGCAGCCCGGAUCCAGAUCCUCUAGAGAGACAAUGUGAAAGCGAUGUAGAGGACACAGAAAGCAAGCCUGCCUCUCUGCUGCGUCGAAGACUCAGUAGCAGCUCAUAGAGCUGAGCAGAGGAAGGCAGAAGAGUCAAGGAUGCUCAGCAGAACAGAACGGUCAAGCCCAUAAAGGGAAAUAGAGGACAAAAUAUUGUAAAGUGGUCCACACUGUCUCAGAAGUGCUUGGGUUGGUAGUGUCCAAUGAGUUAACACUGCCUCAUCUGACGAGCAUUUCCUUAUGAAAGACCUUCAGGGGAACUUCAACCGAGCUGCUUUCAAGUCAUUGUCACUGAGGAUACAUGUCUUUAAGGAUUAUUGUUCUGAAGUUUAAAAUGUAUUCCUGUUGCUACUGAUUUUGAGAAACUUGUUGAUAACACAAUGUGAACAGAAAUGCUUUAGGUAGAACAGUAUUUCUUCAAAACAGAAUGUAAAAUAAAUUUGAUGUCCAAGUCUUCCACUACUUUGACAUGAAUGGCAAUGUUGUCAUCUAUGUUCAGCCAUGAAAUUCUGUGUUGUGAUGUAACAUGAGUGCACAACACAUAAAAUGAGGAACAGUAAAAAAUAAAAUUAAAAACUCUUUAACAAGUGCUAACUGAAAGGACUUUUUUUUCAUAGCUCUGGCCAUCACUAAUCAGUUAUGAAAACAUCGUACCCAACAAGUACAUAGCUGAGAUCCUGAAACAAAGUGAAGUCAAGUAACUUGAGUAGUCAGGGAGGUUGAAACAAACCUCAUAUAAAACAAAGAUUACAUUAAUCCAAUAACACUUUUU